Thlaspi arvense is the source of this 1738-nucleotide messenger RNA. NCBI's taxonomy places the organism in Eukaryota, Viridiplantae, Streptophyta, Magnoliopsida, Brassicales, Brassicaceae. The record is from the annotation of a GenBank genome assembly.
CCAUCAUUUGCUUAUAUAGCUCGCUUUACUCUUUCAAAGUAUCUCUUUCUCUCUCUUUUCUUUUUCUCUAUCUGCCUGCCAUGGCUGUCUCUUUUUGUUUUAGAUCAGCUCUUCUUCUUCUAUUACUUCUCCUAGUUCAUACCGAGUCACGCGGUCGGUUCGAGCCAAAGAUCCUUAUGCCGUCAGAGAACGCCAAACAGGCGGCUGAGCAAGAAGAAGACACUAUUGGUACGAGAUGGGCGGUUCUCGUUGCCGGUUCUUCCGGUUAUGGGAACUACAGGCACCAGGCCGACGUGUGUCACGCAUAUCAAAUACUGAGAAAGGGAGGUUUAAAGGAAGAGAACAUUGUUGUUAUGAUGUAUGACGAUAUCGCAAACCAUCCACUCAAUCCUCGUCCCGGUACUCUCAUCAACCAUCCCGACGGCGAAGACGUUUACGCUGGUGUCCCUAAGGACUAUACGGGUCAUGAAGUUACAGCCGCUAAUUUCUACGCGGUGCUUCUAGGCGACAAGACGGCUGUAAAAGGUGGAAGUGGUAAGGUCAUCGAUAGUAAGCCCAACGAUCACAUCUUCGUAUAUUACUCCGAUCAUGGUGGUCCCGGAGUUCUUGGGAUGCCAAAGCUGCCUUACAUUUAUGCUGCUGAUUUUAUUGAAACACUUCAGAAGAAGCAUGCUGCCGGAACAUACAAAGAGAUGGUUGUAUACGUAGAAGCAUGCGAAAGUGGGAGUAUAUUCGAGGGGAUAAUGCCAAAGGAUUUGAACAUUUACGUAACAACGGCUUCAAAUUCACAAGAGAGUAGUUAUGGAACAUAUUGUCCUGGCAUGAAUCCUUCUCCUCCAUCCGAAUACCUCACUUGCUUGGGAGAUUUAUAUAGCGUUGCUUGGAUGGAAGACAGCGAGACCCAUAAUUUAAAGAGAGAGACCGUAAAGCAACAAUACCAAACGGUGAAGAUGCGGACGUCAAACUAUAAUACUUAUUCCACUGGCUCCCAUGUGAUGGAAUACGGUAACAACAGUAUCAAGUCGGAGAGGCUUUAUCUGUACCAAGGAUUCGAUCCUGCCACCGAUGAGAUAUUGAAGGAAUUAACCGACCAAACGAGGCAUAGGAAACAUUUAGACGCAAGUGUCGAAUUGAUAAACACGAUUCUGUUUGGUCCCACGACGAAUGUUCUUAACUCGGUUAGAGAACCUGGUUUGCCUUUGGUUGACGAUUGGGAAUGUCUUAAAUCAAUGGUACGCAUAUUUGAAACGCAUUGUGGAUCACUAACGCAAUACGGGAUGAAACAUAUGCGAGCGUUUGCAAACGUUUGUAACAACGGUGUCUCGAAGGAGCUGAUGGAGAAAGCUUCCGCUGCGGCGUGUGGUGGUUAUGAGGCUCGCUUCAUGUCGCACCCGUCUAUAGUGGGCUAUAGCGCCUGAUUCUGAAGGUUGUCAUGAUCUUUAAGUGUUUUCAAGUUCUACUGUUAGGAUGAUCUAUCUCAAAAUAAAAUAAAUGCUCUUCUUUGCUAGGUUAGUUGUAUGUAAAUACGUGCGUAUCAAUAAGGUGUUACUUCCUCGGUUUUUUUUUUGGGAUCUUGUAGUUUAUUUCCUAAAUAAUGUGAUAAUCUCAGCUAUAUUAAAUUACGUUGAAAAGGCCGAGGACAACAUUCUAUAGUCUAUGGACACCAAAGAUGGAUGUGUAACAUGUGUUCAUAAUUGAUUUGCUAAGUUUUUUAUAUGUUAAGUUUUAUGACUUCUAA